AUGCGACUGCUCAACACGACAAACCGGCGUCUGGAGCCUGAUCACUUCGCCGGAAAGAGGAUUCCGCCUUAUGCAAUCUUGUCCCAUACGUGGAGAGACCGCGAAGUGACCUAUGCGGACAUAACAGCACCCAACCCAGAGGAGCUCACAGCAUGGGAUAAGGUUGUCUGGACCUGCCGUCUGGCAGAGGCCGCGGGCAUCGAGUACGCAUGGAUCGAUUCGUGCUGCAUUGAUCGAAGCAGCAGCACGGAGUUGAGCGAGGCGAUCAACAGCAUGUACAAGUGGUAUGAGAGAGCUGUGGUCUGCUAUGCGUGGUUGUCGGAUCUGGUUGAGACUGGCGAUCUGGCAGACACCUUGUCAACUUGUCGUUGGUGGAAAAGAGGUUGGUGCCUGCAGGAACUUCUUGCCCCUGAAAAGGUGUUGUUCUACGAUAAAGCAUGGAAUCUGCGAGGUUCUAAGUAUGAACUCAGAGCUACCAUAUCACGCAUCACCUCCAUCGACGCAAAGGUACUCACUCGUCAGCUGCCUCUCAAACGCGUACCCAUUGGUGCAAGAAUGUCGUGGGCAUCCGGUCGCGAAACAACCAGGAUUGAAGACAUCGCAUACUGUUUGCUCGGCAUAUUCAACGUCAAUCUGGCACUCGUGUACGGCGAAGAAGAAAAGGCCUUCAAGAGGUUGCAACUAGAAAUUGUUGCCUCAAGUUCAGAUGCGUCAAUCUUUUACUGGAAGCUGCCGAGAAGCGACCAUGGCUUUGGACAUGCACUCACUAAGUCAGUUUACUGCGGAGUUCUCGCACCAUCACCUGCAGCAUUCAGCUGUGCUCGAUCCCUGACGGCGCGAGAUCUCUAUCGAGCUCAAGAAUACACAGUGACAAACAUGGGAAUCAAGGCCAAUGAUCUUGUGGUGACUCAGUAUUCGACUGACUUGAGCAGCAUGAGGUACGUGCUUCCACUGAGCUACGAGGGAUUCCGUCUGCGGCGAAUGACAGCCGUUCGACUGCGAAAGUGUGGUAGGGAUACCUUUGUCCGCGAAGAUCCAGAGACGUUACUGGACGAAACGGAGAACUUCCAAGCAACCGAAGCCGAGAAAUACUUGCUCACCGAAGUGCCUGCGGAGCAGACUCCCUUCGGCAUGCUACCUGACUCGGCAUUCGCGAUUGCACAUACCAGACAGUCUGUCCUGCAGAUCGAGCAUUCUCCCUGGGUCAACCUUAGCCGAGCUUUCCCUGGAAGUACCUUCGAUUUUCAGGACAAGGUCUUUUUUACUCCAGUGGAGCUCAGCGCAAACCACGAUGAUUACGAUCGUGCUUUGCUGAGAUUGGUGAUACGCCCGUACCAUGAGACAAAAGGAGAUCGGGCAGCAGAGACCUUCGAAUGCUGCCUUGUUGCGCUGGGCUGGUCCGGCUUCGAGGAAGAAGAUCUGACUCUCUCCUUGGUCAGCAGGAAGUCUUCACAUCGCCAGUCCGUAGAUAUGAUUGAGUCUCGUGCGGCAAUGUGGGAUAUCACGACCGCCGACAUCUUGCGACUGAUCAAAGAGAAUCGCAUACCAUUCGCACAGGAGAUUCGCUUUCAUGAUACGGAAAGCAAUCGGAUGGUUGUGAUACGAGUGCGGGCAGUGCGCACAACUGAUGUUGCUGUGUGCCCCUAUCCUUUCUGGAAAGUUGGAAUUACUUGCGAAGAAGAGCAGGUUCCGCGAGAACAGAAGCGACCACAAAGAAUGGUAUCGGCCGCGUAUAAAUGGUUGCAAGGCCGUCAUGAUCCAGAUUUGGCGGAAGGCAAUAGCAAGGUGAAAGUUUCCCAUCAUUCGUACAAGGCGAGUGGCUGGGGAGAUGGAGGCGGAGGCUCAGGAUGGCGUGGUCAUUCACCAGAGCCUCCACCGCGUCCAGGACAUGGCCCUCCGGAUAUGCUAUAA
This is a messenger RNA of Cyphellophora attinorum, 1911 nucleotides long. RefSeq names its product Vegetative incompatibility protein HET-E-1. The coding region runs from base 1 to 1911 and encodes 636 amino acids. The transcript has a single exon. The record is from RefSeq and is a predicted model, not a curated record. NCBI's taxonomy places the organism in Eukaryota, Fungi, Ascomycota, Eurotiomycetes, Chaetothyriales, Cyphellophoraceae.